AAACUAUGUUAUCGUCAUCGUCCAGAUCUUGUUCGCAAACGACUACCUGAUUCAUUCAACAUUCAAGACGUACAACAACAAAUGGAGAAACUUCCAAUGGCAGACAAAGAGGCCAUUAGUCAUAUCUGGUCACUCUUCUCUGCUGCUCCAGACGAGCAGAGAAUAUUAAUUCUUAAAGGGAUUUUAUCGACUUGCUGUAUGCCUCAGCUAUCUUUCUUGUUUGAUGCGAUCAAACCAUUGCUGCGUAUCGACUUUAUUUCAAUCUUACCACGGGAAGUAUCUCUCCAUGUGUUUUCUUACUUGGAUGCAACGUCUCUAUGCAAUGCAGCACAAGUGUCUCAGACUUGGCGGUCACUUGCAGAUGACGAUGCACUCUGGCAUAGAAUGUGUGAGCAACACAUAGACAAAAAAUGCACAAAGUGUGGGUGGGGAUUACCAUUACUUGACAAGAAAAAGCGUCCAAAUCCACGAAAACCAACAACUGUGUUUCGUACAACACCUGUUUCAGUACUUCCACUAGGUACAGCAUGUGGACCUACUGCUACCAGCAAUAGUAAUACUGAAACCAGUACGGAUGAUGCUCUUGCAAGCAAUCCUUCUAAAAGACAAAAGACUGAGGCCAGAGUGGAGUCUAUCGAAACCGCCUCCUAUCCAGCCUCUCAGCCUUUGGUACCUCUCAUCAGACGCCCAUGGAAAGAUGUCUAUAGUGAGCGAUUGGUGGUCGAGCGCAAUUGGAGACAAAACAAAUAUCAGGGCAGGGUACUACGAGGUCACACCGAUGGCGUGAUGUGCGUGCAGUUUUGCGAUGUUGCUGGAAUCUUGAUGACUGGUUCUUAUGAUAAAACUAUUCGGGUGUGGAACAUGGAGACUGGAGAACUUAUACGAGUGCUGUCGGGACAUGCUCGAUGCGUUCGUGCACUUCAGUUUGAUGAAGCCAAGCUUGUAACCGGUGCAAUGGAUAAUACACUCAAGAUUUGGAAUUGGCACACAGGCCAGUGCAUCCGCACGUUGCAAGGUCAUACCGGAGGCGUGCUUUCGCUGCAUUUUGAUUCGCGCAUAUUGGCAAGCGGAUCGACUGACCACACGAUCCGUGUGUGGAACUUUGAGGCAGGUGAAUGUUGCACACUUACCGGACACACAGAGUGGGUUAAUUCGGUCCGUAUAUUUGGCGACCACACUCUCGUUUCUGGCAGCGAUGAUGCAACCAUACGCGUGUGGGAUUUGACAUCUCGUACUUGCACAAGCGUCUUGAAAGGACAUGUUGGUCAGGUCCAAAUCGUGCUUCCCAGUCCCAAGGGGUUCACCCAUCGGUUCACCCCCGAAGCCACCGAAGCCGCUGCGAUGGCUUCGAGCAGAAACAUCUCCCGCACAGCCGCACGUGCUCGUCCCCUCACGGGCACAGGUGUUUCUCCACCCGGAUGUGCCACGGAUGAUUCCCCUAGAUUACAGGAACAGGCUGAUUUGACUGUUAACAGCAAUUGCUCAACUCUGUCUGACCGGCCAAUUCUUAUGUCGGGAUCGUUGGACAACACGAUCAAGAUCUGGGAUAUGACAACUGGGGUGUGUCUGCGGACCCUGUUUGGCCACGUCGAAGGUGUUUGGGGACUUGCUUAUGACAAACUUAGGAUCGUCUCUGGAUCACAUGACAAGACGAUCCGUAUCUGGGAUACCGAGAGUGGUCGAUGUAUGCAUCCUUUAGAAGGCCACAAUGGGCCUGUAACGGCUGUAGCGCUGAGUGAUACCAAGAUAGUUUCUGCUUCGGACGAUGGAGACAUCAGAAUAUGGGAUUAC
Messenger RNA from Phycomyces blakesleeanus NRRL 1555(-), 1791 nucleotides. RefSeq lists its product as hypothetical. Gene Ontology annotation, molecular function: protein binding. The record is from RefSeq and is a predicted model, not a curated record. The transcript has 2 exons. The annotation marks the transcript as partial. Lineage: Eukaryota; Fungi; Mucoromycota; Mucoromycetes; Mucorales; Phycomycetaceae.